Messenger RNA from Oncorhynchus mykiss (rainbow trout), 3454 nucleotides. Its product is annotated as Utp14 domain-containing protein. Gene Ontology annotation, biological process: rRNA processing. The record is from RefSeq and is a predicted model, not a curated record. Gene Ontology annotation, cellular component: nucleolus; small-subunit processome. NCBI's taxonomy places the organism in Eukaryota, Metazoa, Chordata, Actinopteri, Salmoniformes, Salmonidae.
UUAAUGAUCCUAACCUGCUACGUUAGAUUUCUUAGCCUGAUAUGUAAACAUUAAGCUACUCAUCACGGUUGAUCCAGCCACUGAUGUUUUUUGUUGUUGCUGUUGUGUUACACCCAUCGCUGUUGAUCCACCAACUUCUUUUGCAACGCCAACUUUCAGACACUUCAAGCAAAUAAUGUUUUCUAACUAACCUCAUUGUUCUACCUGUGCUGCAAAUAUCCAGUUACCCACACUUGUCAAUUUCAGCAGAUCUGGGCCACGAGUACCAACUGCGUAGUACGCAGCAUUGAUGUCCCCGAACAUGCCAGCUGUGGAACACGCGCUUUUACGACAGCGUACGGCAGACUUGACUCCCAUACGGCAUUUACAUUGCACGUGUGUUUCUAGCGAGUUUCUAGUCAAAAUGGCCAAGUCAAAAGCUGCACGAAAGAGUGGAGAAAAUAUGAAGAUUACAAGUUCCUGUGAGACGGUGGUCCAGGGGAUGGAUGACGAAGAUGACGAGGAGCUUCAACGUGCACUGGCAGAUGACAUCAUUAGUGCUAGUGAGGAUGAGGGAGGCAGCGAUGAUGAGAGGAAACACUGCAAGCUGCUGGAGGCCAUCAGCUCGCUUGGGGGGAAGAAGAGGAAGAAGCUUACUGAACGGUCUGAAGCAAGCAUUCAGGUGUCAGAAUUCACAGUCAAUGCUGAAGGUGAAGGAGACAAAAUACAUUUGUCUGACCUCAUUGGAACCUUGGAUAAGACCCCCAGUGCCUUAAUCAAGACGAAGAAGCAGCUGAAGAACCUUCAACACAACCAGAGCACCCUGGAGACGCCCCUGACCAGGAAGGAGACAGAGAAAAUCCAAAGAGAAGUGGCUUUUGAGAAAACGUCGAAAGAGGUGUCUCGCUGGCAGAGUGUGGUCCUACAGAACCAGAAGGCAGAGCAGCUGGUCUUCCCACUGAACCAGGAGCCCUCUGGCCCCAAACGCAUAGAGCAGGUGGUGGCUGGAUGGAAGGCCCAAACCCCCCUAGAACAGGAGAUAUUCAGCCUCCUACGCAUGAACAAGCAGCCUCUCCAUGACCCUGUCUUGACACCCACUGAGGAGGCUUCUCUCAGGGCCAUGAGUCUGGAGGAGGCCAAGAUCCGUCGUGCAGAACUCCAAAAAACCAGAGUACUACAGUCUUAUUAUGAAGCGAAAGCCAAAAGGGGAAAAAGAAUAAAAAGCAAAAAAUACCACAGGAUACAGAAGAAAGUGAUGCGCAAGGAGUAUCUAAAACAGUUUGAUGAAAUGGUUAAGACAGACCCUGCUGCUGCCUUGGAGGAACUAAAGAAGAUGGAACUGUCAAGAAUGAAGGAACGAAUGUCUCUGAAGCACCAGAACAGUGGCAAAUGGGCCAAGUCCAAGGCCAUCAUGGCAAAAUAUGAUGAUGGGGCUCGCAAAGCCAUGCAGAAACAGCUGGAAGUGAACAAAGAUCUGACGCAGAAGUUGGUAAUACCUGCUGACGAAGAUGAGGAGGAUGAAGAGGAGUCAGCAGAGACCUUGCCAGACUUUGUGAAUGACGUAGAGCCCAUACUGGACCAGGUGAAUCCAUGGAUGAGAGGCAAGCUUUCUACAGAGCCUAUGAUGGAGGAAAGCAACCGUUUACAUCCUCCUGUUUGGCCCAGAGAAGUGGGAAAACCAGGGGAAGGACGGGACGACCAAGAGGAGGAUGAGGAGCAGAUGGAGGAAACUGAAGAAGAAUCACUUUUAAGAGGGUUUGAAGAGAGGCGGAAAUUGCGUCAAACUGAAGAUGUUAAGGUUGCACCUAUGACUAUGGAGGAGAAUGACGAUGGGAAGAAAGCUGAGAUUUUAGAGAUCUCUGAUGAUGAUGAAGAGGCUGUAGAGAUUUCAGAUGAUGAAGAGGCUUUAGAGGUCUCUGAUGAUGAGGAGGCUGGGCUCUCAAAUUUCACCAGCCUGUUCCAUGGGCUAGUGAACCACAUGGAGCCUCCAGCUGACCAGCCCAAGGCAGGCCCAGGUCUAGGCCAGGGGGAGAGCCCUGCCCUGCUGGAGGAGGGCCUGGUACGGGUUAGGACCCUGGAGGAUGUGGAGCUGCUCAGUCAGGACAUCUCUGCCAGUGACACAGCACUUCUGACCACCCGGGAUCUGGGCACAGAGGAAACAGACACUCAGUCUGCAACUCAACAGGCAGACAAAAAGAGAAAGAAAAUGAUUGAUCCCAAUGAGGUUCUGACCAAGGAAGCAAAGGUCAUCGAAAUGCCGUUGGCUCCAACAGCUGUUGAGGAUGUUGAGGACAAGGAGGAACAGAGGGUCAUCAUUAAAGAGGCCUUUGCAGGGGAUGAUGUCAUCUCCGACUUCCUGAAGGACAAAAGGAAACAGGAGGAGGCAGGAAGGCCGAAGGUUAUUGACCUGACGUUGCCUGGAUGGGGAGAGUGGGGGGGCCUCGGUCUCCAACCUUCUCGUAGCAAACGCAAGAGAUUCCGGGUAAAAGUUGCUCCACCUCCACCAAGACAAGACCAAAAGCUCCCUAACAUCAUAAUCGCAGAGAAGCGGGAUUCCUCCAUUGCUGCACACCAGGUGUGUCAGUUACCGUUCCCUUUUGAGAACCCCAUACAGUUCGAGCGCACCAUCCGUUCUCCUGUUGGCCGCACCUGGAACACCCAAAACACAGUGCAGAAGAUCACAGCGCCAAAGGUCGUCACCCAGUUAGGUGCCAUCAUUGAGCCAAUUGCUCGGGAGGACUUAAUAAAGGACAUCAGACAGGCAGUCACAGGGCCCAGUAUUAACCUGGAGUCAGACCAAGGACCUCAGAAGAAAAGACGCUCGCAGCAAAAGAAGAAGCACAAACGCAAAAAAAACUGAUGGUCCUACUGGUUGUCAUCACUGAAAUGUCUGAGACUGUUGAUAAGAACUCAUUCUGUUCAUUAGUUUAGGGGCUUGAUUCAAUCCGUAUCGCUGAAGUUCAGCGCUAUAGUGCGAUUUGAAAUGUCAAGGUGUCAAUUGAGCUGACAUACAGCAUUUAUCGUAUAUGCCGUCUCUGCGAACGCAGACACGUUGCCUUUUAAAUGUCAAUCACGCUACAGAUUGAAUCGAGCCGUCCGGUUGAAUUUGACUGCAGAGGGUUCUGUGUCUACUGGUUAUGUCUAUUUUAGUGGUUGACUCCGAUGAGGGGAAACCAAGCUGUGCGCUUUCUGGGCAGUUCUGACUAAUUACCAUACCUGGCUCUGUAAGGAAAGCCAGUUGACCUGAUGGUUCUUGGGGAGUUGUUCUCUCCACAGAUAUUUUUUUGUAUAAAUAAAACCUUGAAAUGAGACCAUGAUGUCAUGAAAUAUUGUAAACCUGACUCUGGGAUAUAUCAACAAAAAACAGGUGUUCAAAUGGAGGAUAUAAAAGUACACUUUCAUAGGAAAACAUCUGUUUAUAUGAAAUAGUUUUGUUGGUUUAAAGUGCUUAAUAAAACAAGUGAAACCUAAUAAA